This is a messenger RNA of Pimephales promelas (fathead minnow), 1036 nucleotides long. RefSeq names its product tissue factor pathway inhibitor-like (gene tfpil). The record is from RefSeq and is a predicted model, not a curated record. Gene Ontology annotation, molecular function: serine-type endopeptidase inhibitor activity. Lineage: Eukaryota; Metazoa; Chordata; Actinopteri; Cypriniformes; Leuciscidae.
AAGGACGUGAGCUGAACUAGUGUAAGUGCAGAUUGAACAACUGCUGGCGGUUAAACAGUCAAAUCUGAAAAGUAUCACGAUGAGAAGAUCUACACUGUAUGUUCUGGUGCUGGUUCUGGGAUUUGGUGACGUCUCUGCUUCUACAGAGGGCCCAAAGUGCACAGACGUCAGAGAUGAAGGAAAGGGAACGGAAAAGUUCUUGAGAUAUUUCUAUGAUUCCAAGUUUGAGUUCUGUGUGCCUUUCUUCUACAAAGGAGAAGGCGGGAACAGCAACCGCUUCAACAGCGAUAAAGACUGCAUGAGAACAUGUUCUCCAAACGGACAACAGAUCUACCCGACUGACGAAAUGGCCUGUUCUUUGCCAAAAGACGAAGGCACCUGUUUCGCCAUCAUCCCAAAGCAUUAUUACGACAGUAAAGAGAAGGACUGCCGUAUGUUCUUAUAUAAAGGCUGCCAAGGAAACGCUAACCGAUUUGAUUCCCGAGAGGAUUGCCAGAACCUGUGUCUCGCGAGGUCCGGACGGCUGUUGGGAGCUGCAGAUCUUCCAAACCCCGAUGAGAAGGGUGUUAGUGCAGGGCUGAUCGUGGGUAUUUUGGGUGGGAUUGUGUUUGUUGGUGCUGUUAUUUCUGCUAUUGUGAUGUUUGUGCUCCAUAAGAAAAGCAAGAAAGCAGAAAGGAAGCCAGUGCCGACAUCUGAUAUUGAAAUGAAAUAGAUCGUUGUUCACAACAUGUGUCUGUAAAUAUGUUGUUAGUGCUUUUAUACCCUUUAUACUAGUCAUGUUAGAGAUGUAACAGAACAAUUGGGCUUAACUGAUACAUAGUGUCCAUGAUAGAAGAGUUCAGCAGUUACAUAUAAAAGCAAUCCACCUGUUUUGUUUCAUUUGACAGCAGAUAUCUGAUGUUUGAGUUUCACAAAUUUACCUGAUCAAAUGUACUAUACUUGUACUAUGAUGUAACACAAAAUGACCUUUCUGUGUCUUAUAUUGUUUUUUAAUGAGAAAUUGAUUUAAUACAAUAAAACAAGACCAAAAAAGUUG